Camelus dromedarius (Arabian camel) is the source of this 4183-nucleotide messenger RNA. RefSeq names its product Sp7 transcription factor (gene SP7). The record is from RefSeq and is a predicted model, not a curated record. The coding region runs from base 1259 to 2554 and encodes 431 amino acids. Gene Ontology annotation, biological process: regulation of transcription by RNA polymerase II. Gene Ontology annotation, molecular function: DNA-binding transcription factor activity, RNA polymerase II-specific; RNA polymerase II cis-regulatory region sequence-specific DNA binding. NCBI's taxonomy places the organism in Eukaryota, Metazoa, Chordata, Mammalia, Artiodactyla, Camelidae. The transcript is spliced from 9 exons.
CUUGAGCCCCAGAAGCCAGCUGAAGUUCGUAGAGGCCUGACACCUGACUUCUCUCUUCUUCCGGAAGUUUUCACUGUCCCCAGGGCGAGUGGGUGGUUCUUGUUGGGGGGAGGGGAGGCCCUGGAACACCAUGUUCAGGCCUUCUUGGGGUGCCCAGGGAGAUGUGGAGAGGGCGGGAGCUUCGCAGACUUUUGCCUCCGAGAGCGGUUUUCCCACCGCUGCCCUGACGCUGAUGCCCAGCCUAGAGGUGUUACUGUUAGGAUGAAGAAAAAAAUAUCCCUAUACUGCGGAACAAGGAGAACCUGAUCAUGAUAAAAAUAAGAAGGUGGAAGUGGAGUGUGAAUGACUGAAGUCUGGGGAAAUACAUGGUACCAUCCUGGUUUCACCAUCUUACAUGUAGCUGUUUGUAAGAAGGAUGAGGGAGAAUGAGGAUUCUUCAGUGAAGGGCUGGUCUAGAUGAUCCACAAGGUUUCUUCCAGCACUGACAUUCUAAAGUUUACGAUCAGUCAAGGAGUAUUUCCUCACAGACAUAGAAAACAAACUUAAGAUUCCACAUAUAAGUGAUAUUAUGUGAUCAUUUGUCAAGAAAAAACCUGAGCUGAGCUGGAUGGAGUUAAGACCCUUACAGAUCCUAAGCUCCGAAAAGAUUGUGGUGCACACCUCUAAAGUAAAGGCUUCAAGAUAGAAACAAUACUAAAGGUUGUUAAGACCCUGAAAAGUAAGUGCUGAGAGUCCUAUGUAGCAUUUUCUCUAUUUCAAUCAAGGAGCCACUCAAUGAACCCUACUGACUACUAAAAUGAUGAGUAGGCUUUUAUACUGGAGCUGGAGCAAGGAACUGCAGGCUAAAUAGGCCUUACUCUGGAACCUGCCUCAGUGACCCUGAAAGGUUGAGCAGCAAAAGCCUCCACCCCAGAGCACACUCCCCUUCCUGGCUUUUACAACACACACCACGCUCCUGACCUGGAGCGGCAGCGGCGGCAGCGGGAGCAGGAGCAGCAGCAGCAGAAGCAGCAGCCGCCGCCGCUGCCCGGCAGCCAGGGAGGGCUCUGGAGUAGGACUAUAGGAUCAGAGCCUGAGUGGGAACAGGAGUGGAGCUGGCCCAGGAGAGCAGCGGAGCCCUCCCGGGACCCUCAGGCCACCCCUUGCCAGCACUCUCAGUGCCAGACCUCCAGAGAGGAGAGACCCAGGACACCCAGCCCCAGAUCCCCCAGCUCUCUCCAUCUGCCUGGCUCCCUGGGACCCGUUCCCCAGCCUCAGGAUGGCGUCCUCCCUGCUUGAGGAGGAAGCUCACUAUGGCUCCAGUCCCCUGGCCAUGCUGACAGCGGCGUGCAGCAAAUUUGGUGGCUCUAGCCCUCUGCGGGACUCAACGACACUGGGCAAAGCAGGCACAAAGAAGCCAUACCCUGUGGGCAGUGACCUUUCGGUCCCCAAAGCCAUGGGGGAUGCCUACCCAGCCCCCUUUUCAAGCACCAAUGGACUCCUCUCACCGGCAGGCAGUCCUCCAGCACCCACCUCAGGCUACGCCAAUGACUACCCUCCCUUUUCCCACUCAUUCCCUGGGCCCACGGGCACCCAGGACCCUGGGCUACUAGUGCCCAAGGGGCACAGCUCUUCUGACUGCCUGCCCAGUGUCUACACCUCUCUGGACAUGGCACACCCCUAUGGCUCCUGGUACAAGGCAGGUAUCCAUGCGGGCAUCUCACCGGGCCCGGGCAAUGCCCCCACACCUUGGUGGGACAUGCACCCAGGGGGCAACUGGCUAGGUGGUGGGCAGGGCCAGGGUGAUGGGCUGCAAGGGACACUGCCCACGGGCCCUGCUCAGCCUCCACUGAACCCCCAGCUGCCCACCUACCCGUCCGACUUUGCCCCCCUGAAUCCAGCCCCCUAUCCAGCUCCCCACCUCCUGCAACCAGGGCCCCAGCAUGUCUUGCCCCAAGAUGUCUAUAAGCCCAAGGCUGUGGGCAACAGCGGGCAGCUGGAGGGGAGUGCUGGAGCCAAAACCCCUCGAGGUGCAGGCACAGGAGGCAGUGCUGGAUACGGGGGCAGUGGAGCAGGGCGCUCUUCCUGCGACUGCCCCAACUGCCAGGAGCUGGAGCGCCUGGGGGCAGCAGCAGCCGGGCUGCGGAAGAAGCCCAUCCACAGCUGCCACAUCCCCGGCUGCGGCAAAGUGUACGGCAAGGCCUCCCACCUGAAGGCCCACUUGCGCUGGCACACGGGCGAGAGGCCCUUCGUCUGCAACUGGCUCUUCUGCGGCAAGAGGUUCACCCGUUCGGACGAGCUGGAGCGCCACGUGCGCACUCACACCCGGGAGAAGAAGUUCACCUGCCUGCUCUGCUCCAAGCGCUUUACCCGCAGCGACCACCUGAGCAAACACCAGCGCACCCAUGGCGAGCCAGGCCCAGGCCCCCCUCCCAGCGGCCCCAAGGAGCUGGGGGAGGGCCGCAGCGCGGGGGAAGAGGAGGCCAGUCAGCCGCCCCGACCUUCGGCCUCGCCGGCACCCCCGGAGAAAGCCCCCGAAGGCAGCCCAGAGCAGAGCAACCUGCUGGAGAUCUGAGUCUCCAGCCCCUCGGCUGCCUUGCCAGCCUUUCCUGGCUCUGUGGACCACUGCUUGCCCCUCAUUCCCUUUGCCCCGUGCAUGCUGCCCUUUGGGACCCUCUCCAUCUCUUGCCCCUGCCAUUCUGGGCCUGGGUAUCUCCCUGCACGCCUCCUCAGCUCAAUUCCUCCCCUUGCCAUGAGCCCCUUCCGCAAACUCCCAUCUCAGGCCUUCACCUCGUGCCUGAUUUCUGCACUCAGGCUUCUUAAAUUCUUUCCUCCCCAAGGCUCAGAUUCUCUCUCCUCUGUUCCACACCAACUCACUUUCCCUCCAUUUGGGCUCCCAACACAUUAUUUCUCCAUCUCACUAACUACUUGACAUGCAUCCUUUCUGCUUCCUAAGUUUAUUUACCACUAUCCCUUAGCUUCCAGGCUCCAGUCUUCCCAACUUUGCAGUCCACUGCCUUCUAUGCUCUAGAGCGUUUUUUUUUUUUAAACAAACACAAUGAUGAUGAAGAUGAUGAUAAUUUAUUGCCCCCUGGUGGCCUCUUCUUUAGGGACUAGAGCUUGGGGAUUGGGGUUAGUGACCUGGCAGGGAGCAGGGUGCCAAGAGGGAGGCAGACCAGUGGGGAUCUGAUCCCAAAGAUGGGGUGACCCCAGGGUCAGGAAGGCUGCCCCCAGGCCUGUAUAUUUAACCCUUAUGUUCCAAGAGAAAUGAAUAGUAAUAAUAAUAAUUCUAUUUAUCUAAGUUAUGAUGACAGGUCAGGUUAGAGUGAGCCGGGGAGGGAAGGGGGUCCAUUUCUGCUAUGGAAAUUUUAGCCAAAUGCAUCUCUGUCUAAAAAAAGUGAUAGUGGAGAUCUUGUUAAUAGAAUUUCUAUCAUCAGGGUCUCAGUUAAUGGGGUUUCUCUUAAUGGAAUCUUUGCUAAUAGGGUUGAUUAGCUAGAUCUCUGUUAAAGAGUUGAUGGGGUAUCUCACAAUUAGGCGAUCCCUAAUAUUUCCAGCCCCGGCCAGAAGCUGUGAAACCUCAAGUCCUAUGGAGGGGAGGACUGGAAUGUACCCCAGCUCCCUUGACCCCAGAGCAGGUUCUUCCACUGCCCCUCCCCUGACACUAUGACCCCAUCAGGUUAAUCUUUUGUUGCCAUGGUUAUGGAGAGCUUGCAGCUGCCAUCAUAGACAUGCUCUUUGGGGAAGCCCACCUAACUGGAGGAUGACAUUGGUUUGGAGGUGCCUCUCCUGAAGAAUAGGUGGGAAAGGCUUUCUCUGAGAUCAGAUCAAGGAAAUCAAGUAUUUAUUGUCUACUCUGUGCCAGGCGCUGUGUUAGGUUGGUGCCUAGAAACCAUGAGAAAGAAGAAUUUAUAGAGCUAGGAGGACAUAAGUCCCUAAGCCGACUUGGGGGUGUGUCCCAACCUGGGACUUCCGAUGCUCCCAACUCCACCUCCAGUGACUUUUAAAGCCGCUUCGUGCCUUUGAAUGCCUUUCCUGUGACUUUGGAUCCUCCUUUUCUGUCUCUUGCUCCCUCAAGGUCCCCAAGUUAAAGGGUUAAAGCCGCUGGAGCUUGGGGAGAGGGUAAUAUUGUGGAAGGGACGGGGGAUCACGCCCUCAUGGAGUCUUUUUUUUUUUUUAAUUUAAUAAAUAAAAGUUCGAUUUUAAA